GAAGCAACACACUCUGCUAUAAAUACCCGUCUCGUAUCUGCUGCCGUCUGUAUUCACACACUGAACCUGGAGGACCCUCAGAUCCACUGGAUUCAUUUCCUGCACGGCUUUUCAAACUCUCCUUCUGGACGAGGGUUUUUUGAACGUCUGAUUUGACCCCGGUGCGCUGUGUUUUGGACGGAGAAGCUAUGGGAGACUAUUGGGGCGAAAUAGCCAGUGAGAGGGUGUCCCGAGCCAUGUCCCUGGGAAACGAUGAGGAGGCGGUGCUGGACCAGGGGAAUACCAGCUCCACCCUCUACACCAACUUUGAGAAGGAAGAACUGGAGAGUCACAGAGCCGUGUACGUGGGCGUCCAUGUUCCUCUGGGUCGAGAGACUCGCCGGCGGCACCGUCACCGAGGACACCGACAUCACAGGAAACGCAGGGGCCGCUCCGACCGGGAGGACGGGCGAGAGUCGCCGUCAAACGACACGCCGUCCCAGAGGGUGCAGUUCAUCCUGGGGACGGAGGACGGAGACGAGGAGCACAUUCCCCACGACCUGUUCACCGAACUGGACGAGAUCACCUUCAGAGACGGAGACUUCCAGGAGUGGAAGGAGACGGCCAGGUGGCUGAAGUUCGAGGAGGACGUGGAGGACGGGGGCGAGCGCUGGAGUAAACCCUACGUGGCGACGCUGUCUCUCCACAGCCUGUUCGAGCUGCGCUCCUGCAUCCUGCACGGCACCGUGCUGCUGGACAUGAGGGCGAGCGGCAUCGAGGAGAUCGCAGACAGGGUGAUUGACAGCAUGCUGGCGUCGGGUCAGCUGGAGGAGGCGGUCAGGGAGAAGGUGAAGGAGACCAUGAUGCGGCGCCACCACCAUCAGAGCGAGAAGAAGCUGAGCAACCGCAUCCCGCUGGUCCGCUCCUUCGCCGACAUCGGAAAGAAACACUCCGACACUCAUCUGCUGGAGCGAAACGGCCUGCUGGCGUCUCCUCACUCGGCUCCAGGAAACCUCGACAGCAAGAACAGCGAGAGAGAGAGUCGCCUCAACGGAGGAAACAGCCGGGAGAACAGCACCGACUUCAGCAGGGUGGACAUGAACUUCAUGAAGAAGAUCCCCCCCGGUGCAGAGGCCUCCAACGUGCUGGUGGGGGAGGUGGACUUCCUGCAGAGACCCAUCAUCGCCUUCAUCCGGCUCGCCCCCGCCAUGCUGCUCAGCGGCCUCACGGAGGUGCCGGUGCCCACCAGGUUCCUCUUCCUGCUGCUCGGCCCGUUUGGAAAAGGUCCGCAGUACCACGAGAUCGGGCGCUCCAUCGCCACGCUGAUGACAGACGAGAUCUUCCACGACGUUGCCUACAAGGCGAAGGACCGGACGGACCUGCUGUCGGGGAUCGAUGAGUUCCUGGAUCAGGUGACCGUUCUCCCGCCGGGGGAAUGGGACCCCAGCAUCCGCAUCGAACCCCCGAAGAGCGUCCCCUCCCAGGAGAAGAGGAAAUUGCCGUCGGCGCAGAAUGGCUCCGCCCACAGCUGUGACAUCAUCAAGGAGUCGGAGCAUCAGGCGGGGCCAGAGCUGCAGAGGACGGGCCGGGUCUUCGGGGGUUUGGUGAACGACGUCCGCAGGAAGAUCCCGUUCCUGUGGAGCGACGUGCGGGACGCCGUCAGCCUGCAGUGCGUCGCCUCCGUCCUCUUCCUCUACUGCGCCUGCAUGUCGCCCGUCAUCGCCUUCGGGGGGCUGCUGGGGGAGGCCACCAAGGGGGACAUCAGUGCCAUAGAGUCUCUGUUCGGCGCCUCGAUGACCGGCGUGGCGUACUCUCUGUUCGCCGGGCAGCCGCUCACCAUCCUGGGCAGCACCGGCCCAGUUCUGGUCUUUGAGAAGAUCCUCUUCACUUUCUGCAGUGAUUACGGCCUGUGCUACCUGUCUCUGCGCACCAGCAUCGGGCUCUGGACGGCCUUCCUCUGCUUGCUGCUGGUCGCCACCGACGCCAGCUCCAUGGUCUGCUACAUCACCCGCUUCACCGAGGAGGCCUUCGCUUCCCUCAUCUGCAUCAUCUUCAUCUACGAGGCUCUGCAGAAGCUGGUGCACCUCGGGAAGCAGUUUCCCAUCAACAUGCACAACCAGCUGGACAACCUCACCUUAUACACGUGCCGCUGCUCUCCUCCUGCCAACGCCUCCACAGACACCCUGCAUCAGUGGAGCAACUCAAACGCUACCUCAGAAAACAUCCGCUGGGACGAGCUGACAGUGAAGGACUGUAAGGAGUUCGGGGGGGUGUUUGAGGGCUCGGCUUGUGGCCCCCUCGGCCCCUACGUCCCCGACGUCCUCUUCUGGUCCGUCAUCCUCUUCUUCACCACCUUCUUCCUCUCCUCCUUCCUCAAACAGUUCAAGACCAAACGGUACUUCCCCACCAAGGUGCGCUCCACCAUCAGUGACUUCGCCGUGUUCCUCACCAUCACCAUCAUGGUGCUGCUGGACUACCUGGUGGGGGUUCCUUCUCCAAAGCUGCACGUUCCCGACCGCUUCCAGCCCACGUCGAGCUCCCGCGGCUGGCUGAUCUCUCCUCUGGGGACCAACCCGUGGUGGACGCUGCUGGCGGCGGCGGUUCCCGCGCUGCUCUGCACGAUCCUCAUCUUCAUGGACCAGCAGAUCACCGCCGUCAUCGUCAACAGGAAGGAGAACAAGCUGAAGAAGGGCUGUGGCUAUCACCUGGACCUGCUCAUCGUGGCGGUGAUGCUAGGCGUCUGCUCCAUCAUGGGCCUGCCGUGGUUCGUGGCGGCGACCGUGCUCUCCAUCUCGCACGUCAACAGUCUGAAGCUGGAGUCGUGCUGCGCGGCGCCCGGAGAGCAGCCCAAGUUCCUGGGCAUCAAAGAGCAGCGCGUCACCGGGUUCAUGAUCUUCUUCCUGAUGGGCUGCUCCGUCUUCAUGACCUCCGCCCUCAAGCUGAUCCCGAUGCCGGUCCUGUACGGAGUCUUCCUCUACAUGGGCGUGUCCUCGCUCAAAGGCAUCCAGCUGUUUGACCGCAUCAAGCUGUUCUGCAUGCCGGCCAAACACCAGUCGGACCUGAUCUACCUGCGCUACGUGCCUCUGUGGAAGGUGCACGUGUUCACCUGUGUGCAGCUCACCUGCCUCAUCGUCCUCUGGACCAUCAAAGCCUCGGCCGCCGCCGUCGUCUUCCCCAUGAUGGUCCUGGCUCUGGUGUUUAUCCGGAAGCUUCUGGACUUCUGCUUCACAAAGAGAGAGCUGAGCUGGCUGGACGACCUGAUCCCGGAGAGCAAGAAGAAGAAGGAGGACGACAAGAAGAAGAGGGAGAAGGAGGACGCUGAGAGGAGGAUGAUGGAGGAGGUGGAUGACGAUGCUCCGUACGACAUCAGCUUCCCGAUUCAAGCCCUGAAGGGACGUGCGGACCCCUCGGAGGUGAACAUCUCAGAUGAAAUGUCUAAGAGUGGGAUCUGGAGGUCGAUGAACUCUGACAGCGGCAGAGCUCUGAAACGCUGCAGCAGUCAGGAGAAGCUGCCGAGCGUCCAGAUCAGCGUGGAGAACGAGGACGGGCGCAGAGUCAUGGACGCUGAGACCCCGUUAUGAUGCAGCGCCUCCUUAUGAUGCCUCGUUAUGACGCAGCGCCUCGUUAUGACGCACCUCGUUAUUACGCCUCGUUAUGACGCACCUCGUUAUGACGCAGCGCCUCGUUAUGACGCAGCGCCUCGUUAUGACGCAGCGCCUCGUUAUGACGCAGCGUCUCGUUAUGACGCAGGAGGACGGGGGCACCAAUCACUGAGGUCAAAAGUCUGGGGGGAACAGCCAAUCAUGCUUCACCUCACCUCACCGUGCGUUUUCUCUAACGAGGUGAAUUUUUUAUAUUGUCAUCGUUUUAAGAUGAGACCCCAGGAGCCAAAAUGGCCGCCGACUUAAGAAACAGCUUCCUCAGUUUCUUUGGUCAGAUUUAAAAAAACAACUGAAUUAUAAUUGUAAUCGUUUUUUAAUUGUUUUGACAAGGCUCUUCACCUCAGACCUAUUUAAUUUAAUCCAUCAUGCUGAUUGUGUGUCUGUGUGUCUGUGCAUGUGUGUGUUUGUUCACCGUUGUGCCUGAAUGACGUCACUGCGUAUUGACAUUUUAAUAAAUUCGGUUUGGUGACGACCAACA
This is a messenger RNA of Trematomus bernacchii (emerald rockcod), 4119 nucleotides long. RefSeq names its product sodium bicarbonate cotransporter 3-like. NCBI's taxonomy places the organism in Eukaryota, Metazoa, Chordata, Actinopteri, Perciformes, Nototheniidae. Gene Ontology annotation, biological process: transmembrane transport; monoatomic anion transport; bicarbonate transport. The transcript is spliced from 25 exons. Gene Ontology annotation, molecular function: solute:inorganic anion antiporter activity; sodium:bicarbonate symporter activity; monoatomic anion transmembrane transporter activity. The record is from RefSeq and is a predicted model, not a curated record. Gene Ontology annotation, cellular component: apical plasma membrane; basolateral plasma membrane; plasma membrane. The coding region runs from base 189 to 3560 and encodes 1123 amino acids.